Molecule: messenger RNA, 555 nt
Organism: Asparagus officinalis (garden asparagus)
Lineage: Eukaryota; Viridiplantae; Streptophyta; Magnoliopsida; Asparagales; Asparagaceae
Product: cyclin-P3-1-like
Exons: 2
Coding region: 1-555 (184 amino acids)
Biological process (GO): phosphatidylinositol metabolic process; regulation of cyclin-dependent protein serine/threonine kinase activity
Molecular function (GO): protein kinase binding; phosphatidylinositol kinase activity
Source: RefSeq, a predicted model, not a curated record
AUGAUUGUGCUUAGGCAUUUGAGGAAGCUGUUUAAGGUGGAUCCCGCAAAUUUUAUGAUGACCAUUUGUGGGAAUGAUGCCUUGAAAGAGCUUUCAUCUCCAGGAAAGAAUGAGAGCUUCUUCCAAUUGACAAAGUAUGAUCGGUUCAUGAUAAAUAAGGUGAAGAAAUCUGAAGUAAAGGACAUCUUUUGUCUAUAUAUGAGGUCUCUGGCAGUUGAAACCGAGUCAAAAGACCAAUGGAACUAUAGAUUUUUAGGGAUUAGUGAAUCAGGGAAAGGAGAUUAUGAAUUUCCACAAGUUCUAUCACUAUUAUUCUCAGUUCUCAAGAAGACAAUUCAAAAGAAUGAGAGUUUGCCGGAUUCUACAACGAGGAAAGCUAAUGACACCAUUGACCAUGGUCUCAGAUCACAGGAACUUAGCAUACAAAGUUACACUAAGCGCAUAUUCAAGUACUCAAAUUGUAGCCAUUCAUGCUUUAUCCUUGCACAUGUAUACAUUGACAGAUACCUCGUGCAACCAGGUGUCCAUCUUUCUUGCCUCAAUGUUCAUCGGUAG